Messenger RNA from Lecanosticta acicola, 165 nucleotides. NCBI's taxonomy places the organism in Eukaryota, Fungi, Ascomycota, Dothideomycetes, Mycosphaerellales, Mycosphaerellaceae. The record is from the annotation of a GenBank genome assembly.
AUGCCUGCGACAUAUCCUCAGGGGGCGCAACCUCCGUUUACGAAGAUGUCCGCAGAGCUCAUGAACCAAGGCCAUGACUACAUUCUCGAAGCCGGCCGUGUUCGCGACUUCGCCAGUGCAGAGAUUGCCUUCAACUAUUCCGUCCUCAACGUGGACGUCAAUUGA